Exophiala oligosperma is the source of this 2260-nucleotide messenger RNA. RefSeq lists its product as hypothetical. The record is from RefSeq and is a predicted model, not a curated record. Gene Ontology annotation, cellular component: nucleus. Gene Ontology annotation, molecular function: protein-lysine N-methyltransferase activity; protein binding. Bases 625 to 1794 code for a protein of 389 amino acids. The transcript is spliced from 3 exons. Gene Ontology annotation, biological process: peptidyl-lysine monomethylation. NCBI's taxonomy places the organism in Eukaryota, Fungi, Ascomycota, Eurotiomycetes, Chaetothyriales, Herpotrichiellaceae.
UGCUAUUACGAGGUACUCAGGUAUGACCCGGUACACUCCUCGAACCGUAACAAGAACUUUGAUGUGCUCCGUUACGGAGUAGCGAGCUAAUCAGAUAACGACAGCGACCAAAGAUUGGUACCACUAGACUGAAAAAUGGCACUGGCUUGGUAGAAGAAUAAAUACCUGAUGAACUAAUCGCCAUCACGCGCAUCAUGAGGCAGAUAUCGUUACCGCUCGAACAUCUUGCCAAGUGGUCACAAUUCAAUGGUGUGCAGUUGUUCGAUGUCGCCAUUGAUCCUCACAUCAUAGAAGAAAAAACCGGUGUUGACAAAGGAGGAGGAUUGCUGGCCCAAGCAGAUCAUGCAGAGACAGAACCUCUGUUGGUGGUUCCUUUGGAUCUUGUCUUGUCCAAAGACGCAGUAUCGGAAGCCGCAAAGGCCGAUCAAAAUCUUCGCGAACUGAUCGAGGCCGCUUCAUCUUUAUUUCAGGUGGGUUCCAGAGGCGCCGGACCCCCCUCGUCAUCUUAUCGUUUGGUAUAUGUGGUAGUUUAUAUUCCCUAUGUUUACAGCAGACUGACUUUAUGCACGUCCAACCAUUUUAUAGUAUCCUCGUACCGCAGUGUUGUUGUUUCUUCUUUACCAGAUGACGAUCAACAGUCCAGACAACAACAACGACGACGACGAUGAUAAUCAUACAUUGUUAAGAGUCAACAACCCCUUUGCAGAUUAUGUCAAGUUUCUACCAAAGGAGUACCCAUUGCCUACCUUUUACUCACAGGGGGAAAGGGACUUGUUGGUCGGCACUUCUCUGGCCGAUGCGCUCGGCCAAAAACUGGCGAGCCUGGAAAAGGAGUUUGACGGCCUAAAGGCGGCCACGGAGCACAUCCCCUGGUGCCAACGAUUCUGGUGGGACGACAUCACUGGCUGCCUGGACAUCGGAGAUUGGAAGCUGGCCGAUGCCAUGUACAGGUCUCGGGCCCUGGAUCUGCCGCGAGGAGCUAGUGUGGGCAUGGUCCCUGUCGUCGACAUGGCGAACCAUGCCUCCAUCGAUCAUUACAAUGCACGAUUCGAGGUCGACGAGGGUACAGGGUCGGUGUUGCUCGUGGUGCAAGACGAAAAGUCGAUCGAGGCCGGGGAAGAGGUCACCAUCAUGUACGGGGCAGGAGGGGCCUGCGAGAUGAUCUUUUCCUACGGGUUCCUGGAGGAACGGGCGGACAGUGCGCGUGAGAUGUUCCUCAGCUUGUCCAUCCCCGCCGAUGACCCAUUGAGGCUGGCAAAGAUCCGGUUCGCCCAGCAAGAGGCGGCGCCCGGGGUGAGGAUCUACGUGGACGGAGACGACAAGGUGCGCUGGGACAGUACUUUCGUCUGGUGGGCAUGUGUCAAUCAGGAAGACGGCCUCGAUUUUCGGGUCGAGCAGACCGUCGACGGAGACAUGGACCUCAAGGCCACAUGGAAGAAUGGCGACCUGGCCGCUCACGAGUUGCGAGCCGCUCUGUUGGAUGACGAUCGUCUCCGAGAUGUGUUCGUCCUUCGUGCCACCGUGAUGGUUCAACAACGGGUCGAGGAGCAAGGGAUGCGCCUGGCAGCAAGCGAAGAGGAAUAUGACCAGGUACUGGCCAACGACGAUCAGAUCAGACCAUGGGUCUACAAGACGAUCGGAAGACUUCGGAAACUGGAACUUGACCUGUUGACGAGAGCCUUCCAAACACUGGAACAAGAGAAGCUUCGACUCCUCGAAUCGACCGUCGUGCGUGCUUACCUGCGGCAGGGGGCCGACGGCUCAGAAGGAGAUUACCCAGAAGAUUUCUCUUGAGAGGUGUACAUAAAUGGAGAAAAUGCAUUAAUCUAGUAGGCUUAUGCACACCGACUGGCUAACAUCACGAGAGAGGACUUUUGACUCGUCCCCAAGGUGGUAUGAGCCCCAGAGAUGGCAGAAAGUUUGUUCUGCUCUACACCGGGGGCUGGAAAAAGGUCAAACAAAAAAGACACGAGGCCAACCACUGUACAGCUAUUCACGGCAAAGAACUUCCUUUCUACGAGUAGUUUGACACCAAGUGGUGUUUUGGCUCAACACGAGACCCCACCUUCAGCUCGAGCUAGUAGGACUCGUAUGCCAGAUGUGCUUCUUGUUUUUUCAUAGUCACGGAGGGAUCGUCUUUAAGUGACGUUUCCGUUCGUCCAUGGCGGCCGCAGGCACAAAGCAAGCCGGAAAUGAUACCCCCGUAGUCUACGGGCCAGCCGGUCUGGUACUGUAAAAUUGUACUUGAUCUCAUUCCAAG